This is a messenger RNA of Symbiodinium necroappetens, 639 nucleotides long. Lineage: Eukaryota; Dinophyceae; Suessiales; Symbiodiniaceae. The record is from the annotation of a GenBank genome assembly.
AUGUUUGCGGGCAAGGCUGAAGCAACACGGAUGAUGAGGUACGCGGGGCAUUGUGCGGCCAAGCUAGAUUACAAGUAUCAUGUGGCAUCUCCUGGAAAGCAAAACUACAUGGAUAUCUUGACGCCAGCAGGGUUCCUGCUGGCAGUGUCCACUGUGCUCCGUGGAGAUCCUCGAGGAUUCUGGUGCCAUUUUGGCAUCAAAUGUGGCAGCUGGAGUCAGGUCAGUCAAGGGACAUCAGGAAGGUCGGUGUUUACAGCUUUGGGAAAUGAGGAUCAGACUUUCGUUCGUGAAGGUAACUGUAUGGCCGCACGGAUGAGUCUCUUGCUGCUUCUGGUGACAGCCCUCAAAGGGGCGUGGUCAGUUGAGCAGCCAAGCGGCAGCUUCCUGGAGUACUUCCCGAACUAUCCGCCACAAUUCGGCUUGCGCCUCGUGGAGCUCCACGACCAGGUGCUCGCGACGCAGCGAGGCACACCUGAGCUGCCGAAGGAUUUGCCCACGGCUGUGGAUACCUUCAGUAUGAUGAGUUUCGAUGACUUGUGGGAAGAUGCGAACAUGGUAGAGUGCAUCCGAUACAUUCGUGGGGGUACCUCUUUACGAAUCCCGGAGAACUUCCGUCCUUUGCUGCCUACGAGACUUUGA